UUCUCUCUUCUUUUUCUUUGCCCCUCUCGGCUUCUCCUGCUGCUGCGUGAGGCAGAGCAAGCAGAGAAAGAGGAGGGGAGACGCGGAGGCCGACGACUCCGAACCCGCAUGCACCUUGCGGCAGCCACAAAUCCGGGCCCCUCGUCGUUGUUUCCUCAAUCUCUGCGUUUUCGAUCCGAGGGGAGGAAGGUUGGGGCCAGCAUGGUGCCCUCCGAGAGAGGAAGCGUCGCCACCGUCGUCAGCACGGCCGCCGCCGAGAAGCUGCUCCAUGGGCCUAUCUCUGGCAAGAAAUGCAAGAAGAAGGCCCCGAGGAAGAUCCAUAAGACUGAGAGGGAGAAGCUUAAGCGCGACCAUCUAAAUGACCUCUUUGGUGAGCUGGGUAAUAUGCUAGAAGCAGAUAGGCAGAACAACGGGAAGGCAUGCAUAUUGACUGACACUACUCGAAUACUAAGACAUCUGCUUUCUCAAGUCGAAUCUCUCCGAAUGUUAAAUAGCAACCUGCAGAAUGAAUCCCAUCAUGUUGCAGUGGAGAGGAAUGAGCUGCAGGAUGAGACCAAUGUGCUCCGCAAGGAAAUCUUGGAGCUUCAAAAUGAGUCGAGGAUACGGCUUUCAAGCAACCCGGAUUGGGGCCAUGGCAUCACCGGAUCGGUUCUCCCUGUUCCUCACUCCACGACUGCAGUUUUCUCAUCACAGCAGCCAAUGCAACCACCCACCAUCGCAAGCACCGUGUUCACCUUGCAGCAACCACUGCCACAACCAGCGGUGAUUGAGCAGCCCUGUGCUACACCACCACUGGAACUGAAGCUCUUCCUAGAAGCGGCGUCUGUUGAAAGCUAUGAACCAUCAGAAAACCAGGAGGCUCACAGCCAUGUGACGCGACCACAGGCAAGGUACCCGACCCAAGCAACUUUUUGUCCUGCAAGCCUGCUUUCUGCCCUUCCAAGGAUGGAAGAUGAGCAAUGUAGCAGCAGCACAACCGGCAGCAGCAAGGAAGCUAGCACUGGAAGAGGUUGAGUGAAUCAGGUCAACAAUCAAAUAGGUUAUGUUUGGGCGUAGUGGCCUACUGGGUAUACUGGCAUCAGAAGACCUGUGCAUGUAAAUACCGAUGUCCAUUUUGGAUUUCAGAACGACGAUAGAUGAUGCUCCGAUGGAAAUUUCCCUUUUCACCCCA
Phragmites australis (common reed) is the source of this 1171-nucleotide messenger RNA. Its product is annotated as protein IRON-RELATED TRANSCRIPTION FACTOR 3-like. NCBI's taxonomy places the organism in Eukaryota, Viridiplantae, Streptophyta, Magnoliopsida, Poales, Poaceae. Bases 109 to 1014 code for a protein of 301 amino acids. The record is from RefSeq and is a predicted model, not a curated record. The transcript has 5 exons. Gene Ontology annotation, molecular function: protein dimerization activity.